Necator americanus (New World hookworm) is the source of this 438-nucleotide messenger RNA. RefSeq lists its product as uncharacterized. Gene Ontology annotation, biological process: DNA double-strand break processing; mitotic DNA integrity checkpoint signaling; double-strand break repair via nonhomologous end joining. Gene Ontology annotation, cellular component: condensed chromosome; site of double-strand break; nucleus. The record is from RefSeq and is a predicted model, not a curated record. Bases 1 to 438 code for a protein of 145 amino acids. Gene Ontology annotation, molecular function: single-stranded DNA binding; DNA topoisomerase binding; histone H3K36 methyltransferase activity. NCBI's taxonomy places the organism in Eukaryota, Metazoa, Nematoda, Chromadorea, Rhabditida, Ancylostomatidae. The transcript has a single exon.
AUGAGGCCAGAGAAGUAUCAACCAAAAGUUUCGUGCCGGCAGCACCAGCCUCGAAGACGAACCACAUGGCAGCCGUUAUUGAAGGCGACAGUCGAAGCUGAUCCACGCAAAGCCACACGAGAUAUUGCCAAGGAGCUCAACGUCGAUCACACUACAGUUGUUCGCCAUUUGAAACAAAUUGGUAUGACCAAGAAGCUUGACAAGUGCGUUCCACAUGAAUUGACCGAAAGUCAGAAAAAUCACCGUUUUGAGAUAUCGUCGGCCCAUCUUUUGCGCAAUGAAAACGAUCCAUUUCUCGAACAGAUUUUGGCUUGCGAUGAAAAAUGGAUACUUUAUGAUAACAGUCGACACUCUGUCCAGUUGCUGGACCAAAAAAAAGCUCCACGACAUCACUCAAAGCCGAAAACUCACCAAAAGAAGAUUAUGGUUACGGUUUAG